Messenger RNA from Paramecium primaurelia, 699 nucleotides. Lineage: Eukaryota; Ciliophora; Oligohymenophorea; Peniculida; Parameciidae. The record is from the annotation of a GenBank genome assembly.
AUGGAAACCUCUUAAGCCUAAAAAGACUUAGAAAUAUUAUAGUAAAAAUCUAUUAGUCUAUCACAAAACUUAGAGUAGCUCUGGUUAGAAUUUAAUUAAUAACAAGAGAUGCUUAAAUUAAUUAUAUCAAAAAAUCAAUAUACCAUUUCAAAACAAUCUAAGAAGUUUAAAAAGGUUAUUAGAUUUGUAAUCCCAUACUUAGAAUUGAAAUAAGUGUUUUAAAUGAGAUUGUUAAGUAAGGAGUAUAGAAAAAUUAUAUCUAAUGAAAAAAAAACAAUUAACCAAAUGAUUAAUUAUCAAAUAGAAAAGAAUAAAGAAAAUAUAUACGAAUUUAAUAUUAUUGAUAAAACAUCUAGAGAGUUAUAUAUGUAUAUAGUAAAAUUAAAUUAUUAUGGUCAAAAAGUUAAAGAAACUGUGCUUCCCAAAGAAUUUUAAGGGAUUUUAAAAUAAAUAAGUGAUCCAUCAUAAAUUUAUGCAAUUCAAGUUGCAUCUAAAUUUUAAUAUCCAUAAAAAAAAAUAGCAUAUUAAAAUACAAUAUAAAAAGAAAUUUUAGAUAAUUAUUGUAAAAUUGCUUAUCAUCCAACAUGGUAUGGUAAUACUAAUCUUGUGGCAGAAUUCGAAAAAUAUCGUAAAGAAAUACUAAGAUAAAAACAUUUAAAAUAAUUGCAAUAACUAAAACCAAUUGUUGAUAAUUUAUGA